AAAGCCGCCGCCAUUUUGGGUUCCGUGCGGAGCGGCUUCCGCUGCCGUGAAAUAAACAAGGGGGCGGAGGGCGCGAAAGGACGGAGUGGGAGCCGCCGCGGGAAGCCUGUGCGGCGGGGGGACGCCGCCGCUUGCCGGAGCCGCCGAUGUGGUGGGAGCGGGGGCGCCAGUGUGGCCCGGGCCCGGGUUAGCGUGAAACGCAGCAGGGAGCCGCCGCCGCUGCCAGAAUGAAACGAGGAAGGAAGAAUAGUGAGGCCAACAAUAGUUCAUCAGAGGAGGAGGUUGGAGGAGAAUCUAAGAAACAGAAGAUUACAGAUGAAGAAUCCACUGAAAUCUCUCUGAGUCCUGAUUGGGGUAAUCUCCUUCCAGACAUUAUCCUGCAGGUGUUUCAGUACUUGCCUCUUCUUGAUCGUGCUCAUGCAUCACAAGUCUGCCGAAGAUGGAAUCAGGUGUUUCAUAUGCCUGAUCUCUGGAGAUGUUUUGAGUUUGAACUGAAUCAACCAGCUACAUCUUACUUGAGGGCUACGCAUCCUGAGCUUAUCAAUCAGAUUAUUAAAAGGCAUUCCAAUCAUCUACAGUAUGUUAGCUUCAAGGUGGAUAGCAGCAAGGAAUCAGCAGAAGCAGCUUGUGAUAUUUUAUCACAACUUGUGAAUUGCUCUUUAAAAACACUUGGACUAAUUUCAACCGCUCGACCAAGCUUCAUGGAUUUACCUAAGUCACAUUUUAUCUCUGCACUGACAGUGGUGUUUGUAAACUCCAAAUCCCUCUCUUCACUUAAAAUAGAUGAUACGCCAGUAGAUGAUCCGUCCCUCAAAGUACUAGUGGCUAACAACAGUGAUACGCUCAAGUUGUUAAAAAUGAGCAGUUGUCCUCAUGUUUCUCCUGCAGGUAUCCUUUGUGUGGCCGACCAUUGUCAUGGUUUACGUGAGUUGGCACUGAACUACCAUCUCUUGAGUGAUGAGCUUCUGCUUGCUUUGUCUUCUGAGAAACACGUCAGAUUAGAACAUUUGCGCAUUGAUGUAGUCAGUGAGAAUCCUGGACAGACUCACUUCCACACAAUUCAGAAGAGCAGCUGGGAUGCUUUCAUCAAGCAUUCUCCCAAAGUAAACUUAGUCAUGUACUUUUUCUUAUACGAAGAGGAGUUUGACCCAUUCUUCCGUUAUGAAACCCCUGUGACCCACCUUUACUUUGGGAGGUCAGUAAGCAAAGAUGUACUUGGUCGUGUUGGAAUGACAUGUCCUCGAUUAGUUGAACUGGUUGUGUGCGCCAAUGGAUUACGGCCACUAGAUGAAGAGCUUAUUCGUAUUGCAGAACGCUGUAAGAAUCUGUCAGCUAUUGGCCUAGGGGAGUGUGAAGUCUCUUGCAGUGCCUUUGUUGAGUUUGUGAAGAUGUGUGGUGGCCGCCUCUCUCAGCUGUCUAUAAUGGAAGAAGUCUUAAUUCCUGAUCAGAAGUACAGCUUGGAGCAGAUUCAUUGGGAAGUGUCAAAGCAUCUUGGUAGAGUCUGGUUCCCAGACAUGAUGCCCACAUGGUAAAGUCCUUAAAGACUUCAGGGCAUGUGAAAUAGCACCUUACUUUUGAGAAUACCAUAUUGCAACUUAUCACAAUCUUAUUUAAUAUUAUAAUUUUUAUUGUAAUGUCACUGCUUUGAUUAGAAAAUUGAUGUCAUGUUUAGCACUAAUUUCUGAAAUCCACAUUUUCUAUGCUUAAACCUGGAUAUUCCAGAAAACACUUUCAUUCUAAUAAAAUUAGUCUGUUUUUAGGUUUUCUCACUUUGCCAUUGACAAUGACCCUAAAUUUAUGUAAAUAAAAUUUGAAAAUAUUGACAUUUAAAAGUUGUGGUUGCAAAAUACUAGCUACGAAUUACAAUAUUUUCUCUCUGUUACUUUGAUAUAGAUACUAAUAGUGAACAGACUGAUUUGUAUUGACUUAAAAAGGGAGGUGAGAUUGAAUGCUUUUACUGCAGACUAUAGCAGUUACCUAGUGUUUAAAUUACAUGAACUGCCUGAACUACAGAAUUUUAAGAUUAUAUGGAGCAUUUAGUAGGCUAUGAAACUCAUACAUUAUAGUAGUAAAUUAAGAGGCAAGACAACAGAAGUAUUGUUUAGACACUUUAAAAAUAUUAAAUUUGCUACUUGUUUAAUUUCUGAUGAGUAAUUUGCACACAAUGUAUUUUAUAGAUGAGGGUUACCAAAAGCUUUUUUUCUCUAUGCAUUUUUCUAAUGUAAACUUGACAUUUCUAGGGUCUUCAGAGCCAUUUCUAAACUUGUUUUAAAAUAUUAAUUAUAGCUCAGAAUGCUGAAGUAUUCUGGAAGAAAUUGUAGAUAUACUAUAUUUUGACACUAGUUGGAACUGACAGGCUUUUCUCAAAAGUUAAAAUCAGUCUUGCAGCAUUUGAUUAGCUGGAGUACUGCAUAUAUUUCUAGAUAAGAGGAAGCUAAAAACAUGCAGAGAAACGUUUAAAUGUAAUGGCUGUUUAAGUAAAGAGAAUAGAACAGAGUGAACACUGAACUUUAAAAGGAGUCUAAGGAGCCAUUAGACCCCAAAAAAAAACCAUCUUGGAAGACCCAUUAACUGCUUGCAAAUUUAAGAGAAAAAUGGCUUUGUAACUAAAUUGCCUAAACUAUAUAAAUUGCUAUUCUGUAAAUCUAGCUUCAGAAAUGUUCGUAUAUGAAGUGACUGUUUGAUAGCUAUCCAUUUUUUGUAUUCCUUUAUUUCAACUAGUUUCAGAUCAUUUCAUAUUUAAAACUCAGAGCAUCAAACCUGUGUGAAAUAGAGCAAUAUGCAGAAAUUAGAUGUACAAUUUCACAAAAGUACGAUUUAUAAAUUGUUUUGAUCAAAGAAAAUGUUAGCCUACAGUGAACUUUGCUGGUGGCAUGCUUUCCAUUUUUGGGUUGUACAGUUAGCUCUUGUAAUAAACUAAGUAGAUUUUGUUUACUUCUAAUGUUCAUUUUGCUCCAAAUGUAUAGUUUGAGGAUAAACUGUAAAAUUUAUAAUAUGGGCAUAUUUAACUUUAUAAUGGUUUUUUGAGCAAGCAUUACUCAGUGGACUGACAUCUUAACAGUAAAGCUACAUGUUUCUGUAGAGGUUUGUGAUUAAGAAUCAUUCUAUUGAGUAGGCAACUUUUUUUGUAUUAGAAUUUGUUAAAAUAUAGCACUAAAAUUGCUUUUAUUUGUACAAAGGUGUCAAUAUACUUAACAUUUUCUUUUACAAAGA
Molecule: messenger RNA, 3213 nt
Organism: Mauremys mutica (yellowpond turtle)
Lineage: Eukaryota; Metazoa; Chordata; Testudines; Geoemydidae
Gene: FBXL3
Product: F-box and leucine rich repeat protein 3
Exons: 5
Coding region: 228-1532 (434 amino acids)
Biological process (GO): SCF-dependent proteasomal ubiquitin-dependent protein catabolic process; G2/M transition of mitotic cell cycle; entrainment of circadian clock by photoperiod
Cellular component (GO): nucleus; SCF ubiquitin ligase complex; cytosol
Molecular function (GO): protein binding
Source: RefSeq, a predicted model, not a curated record